Molecule: messenger RNA, 1018 nt
Organism: Cinara cedri
Lineage: Eukaryota; Metazoa; Arthropoda; Insecta; Hemiptera; Aphididae
Source: the annotation of a GenBank genome assembly
AUUUUGUUAGUAGUCGAUAAUUUUUUUUUUUUUAUCUCUAAAGGUCAAUUUUCGAUUUUCAGAUAUUUUCGCUCAGACGGUCGAACCAGAAGAGAAGGCUGUUUUAAGUUUUUCGCCCAGUCUUCGAAACUUCAUAAUAAGUAAUCAUGUCUCGAGUAUUAUCGCAAUUGAAAAAAUCAACCAGUAAGUGCCUACUACUGAAAACUAAACUACCGAUUUAAUAAAUUGUAUUUUUGUAUAAUUAUUAUGAAACUAAUGAUGAUUAAUAAUUUCAUUUAAAGCCGUGUUGAGGAUGGCCGUACGAUCCAAAAGUGACCAUCACUUAUCGUACCCGGCAGUGUCAAUGGACGAUAUGCCGGUUCCUACUGUACCAUACAAAGAAUUCUACAGUAAGAACAACGCCAAAUACAACGCUGUCCUAGUCGGUGGAAUUGUAUCACUCGCAGUAUCCAUUUACAUUGUAAGUAUAAUAUAUUAAACUACUAUUAUAAUAGUUGUUUUUAAAUUAAUAUAAAUAUAUUUAUAAAUUAUAAUUAUGUGUUUGUCGAUAAAUGUCCAGUGUGUUAAAACAAUAUUCUUUAUAGGCAAUAUGGUAAAUGGUAAUGUUAGUAGCCACCUGCAUUAUUAUUAUAUUUGAUUGAAUAUUCACUGUAACCUUGUGUAAUCAAAGUGAAUUAAUAUUUAAAAAUGUAUUAAGAAAUAUGAGAUUUAAUCUACAGUUAUAUAAAUAUUUUUUAAAUUAAAAAUAAAUCAUUCUUAAACUAGAAUAAGAUAUUUAAAAAAUGUGAAUUAGUUACAUUUUAUAUUCUUAUGUUUCAGUUACAAGAUAAUUGUUUCUUCAAUGCUUUUGAACCUCCAUACCCUUUUGAAGACGAACAGAAGUAAAUGAUUACAUAUUAGUAAUAUGAAUUUUUUUUUAUAUUUUUUUUUUUUGUCUCCAUGUAGUAAUUAAUAAUAUCGUUAUUAUAUAAUUAUGAACUUGAUUAUCCAGAAUAAAAUAAUGAUUUAAUAGUUAUAA